CCCCCAAAAGGUCUAGGCACGGCCCAGGGGCUAGUGAGACGUCCUCACGGGUCCCUGAGCAAGAGGGGCCUAGCACAUCAGCAGCAGCGGCAGAAAAGGCAAAAGUGCGGGCCAGGAAGAUACCUUCCCAGCCCCAUCAAAACCAGAAGCCGACAACCGCUGGAGGAAGACCCUCUAGCUCGGCACCGCCGGUCAUCGGACCCCGUCCGACUUACGCGGAGGCUGCCAAGAAAGCCACCCUCAUCAGGGUGGCUAUACUCCCGGAGGGUUUCCCGGCGGCCAGCCUGACCGCAGAGGAACUAUCCGGGCUCCAGGAGUCGGUCAUGGACGAGAUGCUCACGUCAGCGUGGAGCGGUCCCGUCGUGUUCAGGGGAAUCCACUUCAGGGUGGGUUACCUGAUUAUCGACUGCCUGGAUGAAGGCUCAGCUGAGUGGCUCAAGACUGCCGUACCUCAGCUGCGGACGUGGAAGGGAGUACCCCUAGAAACCCGCACGGGAGCAGACAUCCCGGCAGCAUAAAACGCCACGUUGUUCUGCCCGAGGAGCUCCGACCGGACCAAUGAGGAAAUAUUGGCCUUCAUUGGUUUCCAAAACCGGGUCGAGACGGACGCCUGGAAGGUCAUCUCCAGGAAGAACGACGGAGCUGGUGCACUCCUGGUCGUAGGGAUGGACCAGACCGGAAGGGAUGAGAUAGUGGAGCGUGACCACAAACUCAACUUCCGGUUUGGCCACGUCACCGUGAGCGGUCUGAAAAAGACCAAGAGAGCUCCGGAAGAGACGCCCAAUGACGGCACAUGCAAGGCUGUCGAGGAUACCCUCGAACAACCGAAUGUGGAGCCGAAGUCACAGAGUGGUGAACAGGAUGAACAAUCCAUCACCAGCAUGGACAUUGGGGACGACCAAGGGGAUGGACACCCUAUGUCAUCCCAGGAGCUGGCCCAGGAGCUCCUCCUGGACGAAAGCUGCGAAGAAGCCGAGGUUACCGUGAUAGCCGGUGGUGGAGAGACUUGCUCUCUCUCUUCACCAGACCUCACGGAGCAUCAAACCUCGGAGUGAUGGCUGCAACAUGCAGCACUCGGCUAGCCCAGGUAAACAUCCAUCGGGCCAAAGCAGCAUCUGCUGUCUUGGCGAGGAUGUUCACCUCCCAACACCUCGGGCUAGCCCUUGUACAGGAGCCAUGGUGGCACCAUGGCAUAAAAGGCCUGUACACGAAGGACACUAAGAGUUCAUGAGCAGAGACUGCGUCGCCGUAACCAUCAACGGCACAGAAGCUGCACCGAAACUAGCAGUGGCCUCCGCCUACUUUGCCGGGGAGGAGGCCUGUCCACCGCCAGGAAUACCCGGGCUAGUAGACCACUGCCGGACGAACAAGAUCCCCCUCAUCAUAGGAUGUGAUGCCAACGCACAUCACGUGAUCUGGGGUAGCACGGAUGUCAACAACAGAGG
Messenger RNA from Drosophila gunungcola (fruit fly), 1445 nucleotides. RefSeq lists its product as uncharacterized. NCBI's taxonomy places the organism in Eukaryota, Metazoa, Arthropoda, Insecta, Diptera, Drosophilidae. The record is from RefSeq and is a predicted model, not a curated record. The coding region runs from base 666 to 1055 and encodes 129 amino acids. The transcript has 2 exons.